Messenger RNA from Papilio machaon (common yellow swallowtail), 2122 nucleotides. RefSeq names its product venom serine carboxypeptidase-like. Bases 105 to 1673 code for a protein of 522 amino acids. Lineage: Eukaryota; Metazoa; Arthropoda; Insecta; Lepidoptera; Papilionidae. Gene Ontology annotation, biological process: proteolysis. The record is from RefSeq and is a predicted model, not a curated record. Gene Ontology annotation, molecular function: serine-type carboxypeptidase activity. The transcript is spliced from 8 exons.
UUUAGUUGUUCUUUUUAUUAUUAGUUGUCUAUGUGUGUCUAAUGAACGUAACUUUUGUUUACGAAUUUAGUUAAUUGUUUUUGUUUAAUUAGUCGAUAUCUAAGAUGAAAUUAUUUUUUACAUUAGUGUUUAUUUUAAGUAUAAAAAUAACAGAAUCUAUAACACCAGCAUUGAUUCUUACGCCUCUUAUUGAAGGGAGUAAAACUGAAGAGGCCAGAAAUCUUGCUAUAGUCGAUCCUUUACUGUUCCUAAAUGUGACCAGCUACUCUGGAUUCCUUACGGUCGAUAAAAGGUACAACUCGAAUCUAUUCUUCUGGUACUUCCCGGUUCCUGAUAAGCCAGUUGACAAGACGCCCUGGAUUAUUUGGUUGCAAGGAGGUCCCGGCGCCACCAGUCUUGUUGGUGUGUUUGAUGAAGUUGGACCCUUUGAAUAUAAGAAAGAUUUAGGUUUAAAAAAACGUGAGUGGUCAUGGUGUCGGGAGUACUCUAUGGUCUUCAUCGACAACCCAGUAGGCGCAGGAUUCAGUUUCACUGACAGCAAAGAAGGAUUUGCAAGAAAUAUGACUAUGUACUCCAGUCAGUUAUACUCAGCAGUCCAGCAACUGGUAGUGCUGUUCCCAGAGUUGCGAUCUAGCGAACUGUACGUGGCCGGGGAGUCCUACGGCGGACAUUAUGUACCAGCAUUCGCAAACAAAGCAGUUCAGGAGAUGAACGAACAAGGAAAAUUACCUUUUAACUUGAAGGGUUUAAUUAUGGGUAAUCCAGUGUUAGACCGCAAGGGUGAGACAAACUUCACUUCGGUGUUUUACAACUGGGGUCUGAUAGACCGACAGGGGGUCAUCGCCGCCAGCUCCCUCCAGGAACAGUUUAUACAGGCCGUUCAAAAAGGAAAUUCCAGUGCUGCCGUCGAGCUUCGCAACCAGUUGCUCGAUAAGUUGCAGCUGAUAGCUUUCGAGCCUGACACGUAUAAUGUAUUAAAGAAUUAUGGCAAUUUGGAGGAUUUUACUGAAUAUAUUUCGUUGGAGAACGUCCGCGAGGCGCUGCAUGUUGGUACCAUACGGUUCACGUUUAGCAACGUCAGUGUGCAUACCUAUAUAGUUGAUGAUUUCUUGAAGCCAAUGUCACCGAUUAUGACCUCAGUAUUGGAACAUUGCAGAGUCCUCAUUUAUUGCGGUCAGCUGGACCUGACAGCGCCGUGUGUGCCGGCGGCGGAGUGGCGACGCGCGCACUGGCGCUGGCGCGGCCGCGACCUGUUCCUGCGCGCGCCGCGCACUCCCUGGUGGUACAACAACUCUCGUGCUGGGUUCGUUAAAAGCGGCGGAGGUUUUACAGAGGUAUUAGUUCAAGACUCGGGUCAUCUCGCACCAAUUGACAAAGCGGAGCAGGUGCUGCAGCUAGUUUCCUACUUUAUCAGGGGCCUGGAAUUGCCAAUGCCACCAAACUAUCAAAUCGACCCGAAAAAUACCCCAGAGUAUAAUGUACCAGAUGGCCAAAAAAGUGUACCAGAUUCAGCUGGUACGGAUUAUAGAACCGGUCUGAUUGUGAGUGUCAGUGUUAAUGUUCUGCUAGUUAUGGGUCUACUUGUACUGGUCGUAUUCGCGGUGCGUUGGCGGAGGAGUAACGAGGAUUUCUUCUACUCACCACUCUCUGAUGGCAUUCUGUCCAUGACGUGAUUGUAAAAUAUAUUAUUAUACAACUUUUUAUACUAUGUUGAUAAUAUGACUUACUGAUAUACCUGCCAUGAUUUUAAGGUGAUUUCAUUGAAUUUAAUUGAGAUUAGAACAUUUUUCUUUACAUAGAUGUUCCUAUCUAAUACAUAUACAAAUUUAUACUCACUCCGGAAAAAAGAUUCAUAAUCAAGCGAAGGAAUUGAGCGAGAAAUGUGACAAUUUGUUUUUUGUAACAGUUAAAAUCUUAUAUUAAUAGUUACUAUUAAUAUUUUUGAAUAAGUUUUGCUAAUUCGCAUUACUCUGGUCGAAUCAAAGUUGAAGCUAUACUAAUUUGUAUAGAGCUGAAAAUUGGUUGGAAUGUUUGGAACACUGUUAUGUGAACCAUGAAAAAGUCUCCGUCUAUGAAAAAAAUAUUUAAGGCUUAUGAUCUCAAAAUUAUUUAUUUUUUUGGC